ACAGGAAUGUGGAUGUUUUAAGGCCAGUGGUUGAACUAAUUAAUUUUAAUCUGAAUGUUAUUAAAAUUUGUGGAUUCCCUGCAUUUUCUAUGAAAAAAAAAACAGCCCAGGAGAGUGCUGUGGCAGUACUUUUAACAGCAAUUGGACAUGUUGUGGUCUGGUUUUAUACUCCAUGAAGUCAUUAGUGUGGUGGUUUUGCAAUGCCGAUGUGGUCAUCGGAGGUGGUGUUUACACACUGCAGUCAUCAUACAGUAACUCAGAUAUUUGUCAGGAAUAUAGCCAACAAAAAACUGAUCAAGGAGAUAUUUAAUUUGUUAUUGUCUUCCCUCAGGGACAGACUGCUACUUUGGAAGGGAUGUGAAGUAGUUCUUGAGCUCUGAUGUCCCUUUGUGCACAUAAAGGGCACUUAAGUUAUUCAUAUUUUGACCAAUUGAGGAAAAUGCAUUUCGACACUGCAUCUGAGCAACUGAAAAUGCUAGUAGUGGUUGCUUUUGUGUGACUGGAAAGAUCAUCAUCAGUCAGGUGCUUAUGAGUGAUGUGUGUGUUUGUGGGUGGAGGGUGUUAAAGGGCCAUUUUUGUCCAGGUGGAUGAGUGGGUUGGUCACCGUUUGCGGUUCUUUCACCGUACUUUGGACUUUGUGGGUCUGUGGUGUUAAAGGGGCAUUAGACCUACUGCUCAAAACCGCUGUUGAACAAUGGGCAGCGACACCAGGAGGAGAAAGACUGUUCGAAAAGGGCAAAGGCCAAGCUGUGACAGGUCCACAUGUGCCCGUCACAUAACCAGACGAUCGGUUUUUCUUUUUUUUUUUUGGUUAGACAGGUUUUGUUUUAUUCUGAAAAUGCGACACAGAUACCUGCCUCUGAAACAGCGACAGCCCAAAAGAGCCGCAGGCGCUACAAUGCUAAUGUUGUCGGGGGCUUUGACUUCUCCCAGCCAUUGCAAAGAAGCUGCUCCGUGUGACAGCCACGGCGCCGCUCUUCCCCCGGUGUUCACUACCCCAGCUUUUCACGCCUCUUCACGAUUUGGCCACGAAGUGUCUUGAGGGGGCAAAAAAAAAAAAAACGACCGCGUCCUAUCUGUUAACCUUAAAGUGCGCGUUGUAUAAUGGACGAAACGGACAUCAUGGACUUAACGCAUCAGAAAGCGAGAAAGCGACCGCGUCCAAUCAGUUCCGUGGAUGACUCCGUGCAUGCUUCCCUCAAACGGCUCCCGAUCCGAGCAGCGGAGUGCAGGGAGCCCUCACUCAUGUUCGCAGUCAGAGGGGAGCCUGUUCCCGCAGCAUCUCUUAAGCAAAAUGACCAUUCGGUGACUUCCUCUCCAACCACAGUGAUGCCGGCGCAGGAUAAUCGCUCCAGCAUGUCCAGGCCCAUGAUCACACGGUCACCGGUGUCUCCCUUGAGUAACCAGGGCAUCCCAACACCUGCACAGCUCACCAAGUCCAAUGCCCCUGUGCAUAUUGAUGUGGGCGGACACAUGUACACCAGCAGUCUGGCCACCUUAACAAAAUUCCCAGAAUCCCGAAUUGGUCGUCUCUUUGAUGGCACAGAGCCUAUAGUCCUGGACAGCCUGAAGCAGCACUACUUCAUUGACAGGGAUGGACACAUGUUCCGCUACAUCCUCAACUUCCUCAGGACGUCCAAGCUCCUCAUCCCAGACGACUUCAAAGACUACAGUCUGCUGUACGAGGAGGCGCGAUACUUCCAGCUGCAGCCCAUGCUUGCUGAGCUGGAGCGUUGGCGCCAGGACCAGGAACUGAGCCGGGUGUCACGCCCCUGUGAGUGUUUGGUAGUGCGUGUUGCACCUGACCUGGGUGAGAGGAUCACGCUCAGCGGUGACAAGGCCCUGAUUGAAGAUGUGUUUCCGGAAAUCGGUGAUGUCAUGUGCAACUCUGUCAAUGCUGGCUGGAACCAUGACUCCACACACGUCAUCCGCUUCCCACUUAAUGGGUACUGCCACCUCAACUCUGUCCAGGUUCUAGAGCGUCUCCAACAGCGUGGCUUUGAGAUCGCUGGCUCCUGUGGCGGAGGCGUCGACUCAUCCCAAUUCAGCGAAUACGUCCUGAGGAGGGAACUGAGGAGGACAAGUCAGCGAGGAUCCAAUUCAAACAGGAUAAAGCAAGAGCAGCUGGACUAGAAACCUCCCGAGCAGUAGGAGGUGCUAGACUUUUCUGUGGCAGCCAAACUCUUGAUGCUGCAGAGCUCUGUGGACUCUGGUUUUUCUUCGUUUCCUUGUUGAUGUUUUUGUUUUCUUAAACUUGAGAACCAUCUAGAGAAUAAAAAUGAGGUGCAACAGGAGAUUUUUUUGCCAUAAGAAGAUACAAGACAUUUGAUAAGUUUGAGAUUGCAAGGACAUUUGUGAUUGUCUAGCCCCCAUAAGCCAAUUUAAAAAGGAUUUAUAUACGCUGGAUCCCCAAACAAAGUUUGUUUUAAAACUUAGAGCCUACAUUAGGUUAAAUAUGAUUUCUGUUAUUCCCAUAUAAAUUAAUAAGGCUUUUAUUGCUGAUGUAGUAUGUUGCAUAGCUUGUCAGCAGUGACUUGAUUUUGUUGUCUCACUGGCAAAUUGGCUAAGUCUGUUUUUAUCCCUUGCUGUAAAAAGGUCACUAAUGUGUUGCUUACAGUACAGAAUGUCUCAGUUGUCAUUAACAGUUAGUUUCAACAAAGCAUCUUUUUUCACAAUUAACAUGAUGUUGAAUAUUGUGAUACCAAUGAAGUGUUUUUUUGUUUUGUUUUUUUACUUUAAUGGACGUUAUUAUAUUGGAUUAUGCCAUAACAUAUAGUUGACAUUUGUAUCAUCAAAAUUAAACAUCAAAGACCAUUCUAUACGCAGUAAAGAAAAUAAUUUAGUAAAUUAUUAUGUCACACCAUUUGCCUCACUGGGGAGUAUGAACUACCAUCCCCCAUGUGCUGCAUUGGGAAUUAUUUAAUUGGAUCAUAAUAUUCCUCUGAGACAAGACCUGUAAAUUUUUUCAUUGUAUAUGUGUUUGUGUUUUUUACAUUGAAUCUUUUUAAAGCAAAUUUGUUGCCUCAGACAUGACUGAACAGAAUAAAGCUUAUUGUACUACCCACUCCAAGAUCACUUUUACUUGUAGCAAAUAUUAAUAUGAAGUUGGAUAUAAAGUAUUUCUAAGAUUACUGACCCACCUACGCUCCCUAGAUUUGAGUAAAGAGGAAUGUAGCAAAAAAUGUGAAAUAAAUCUCAACUAAAGUUGU
This is a messenger RNA of Dicentrarchus labrax (European seabass), 3209 nucleotides long. RefSeq names its product potassium channel tetramerization domain containing 1 (gene kctd1). The transcript is spliced from 5 exons. Gene Ontology annotation, molecular function: transcription corepressor activity; transcription factor binding. Gene Ontology annotation, cellular component: nucleus. The record is from RefSeq and is a predicted model, not a curated record. Bases 1105 to 2133 code for a protein of 342 amino acids. Gene Ontology annotation, biological process: protein homooligomerization; negative regulation of DNA-templated transcription. NCBI's taxonomy places the organism in Eukaryota, Metazoa, Chordata, Actinopteri, Moronidae.